Salvelinus sp. IW2-2015 is the source of this 2285-nucleotide messenger RNA. Its product is annotated as nuclear factor 7, brain-like. The record is from RefSeq and is a predicted model, not a curated record. Gene Ontology annotation, molecular function: protein binding; ubiquitin protein ligase activity. Lineage: Eukaryota; Metazoa; Chordata; Actinopteri; Salmoniformes; Salmonidae. Gene Ontology annotation, cellular component: cytoplasm. Gene Ontology annotation, biological process: protein ubiquitination.
GCAGACUUGGGAGUGUUUGCUGUACCAACUACCAAGAACGCGCACCAGACCGACCUUCACGCAUAGGGACUAAGGAUGGCAACUUUCGAAAUGAAGAGCAUUCUGAAGGUGUCUAAGCUGAAGUUGGAGAGCUCUACCCAGAGUCACUCCAUCGGGGCGGUGCGAUGGAACCUUCCUGAAGAAGACCUCCAGGCCCACAGCUCAGCCCCUACCAAACCCUCCAAGAGCUGCACCCCCUCCACAUGCCGCUUACGGCAACAUCCUCGUCAAAACGGCCUGAAGAACCUGCGCAGCCUGCAGGAGUGUGUCCGCUUCAUCAACCACUGGAAGGAGCAGGUGGCCGACGUCUGUAAGAGUGGCAGUGAUGCGAGGGAAGGCACCAGUAAAGGAGAGACCCCUGAGGAACUGAAAGACCCAAGAACAGAACGCAGUCUGGAGGAGAGCAGGAAACUCAUUCUGCUGUGGGCCAAUGAGCUCACAAGUGUCGACAAGGAGUUGAAGAAAAGCCCCUGGGUGCAGGAGAGAAGUGAGAAGGUGGAGGAGGAGGAAGAAAACAGGGAUGGAGAGGAGGAUCCUAACGAGGAAGUGCAGCAGAGGAUCAUGGAGUGGGCCAAGGAGCUGCAGAGUGCCUCAGAGAGCUGUGGGGUGCAAAGCGAGGAGCUCGGCAAGGUUCUGCGUCUGCUGGGCCUGAGGAAGAAGAGACUGGUCAACCUCCUGCCCUUACUGGAGUUCAUUACCUGGUCACUGCUAAAAGAGGACUGCAAGGGUGUUAUUGCUCAUCUGUGGCUGUCAGCAAAGCAGCGCACCUGGAAGGCAGGCACUGCAAGAUACAUCCCUAACUCGGUGUGGAACUGGAUGCUCAGUGCAUCAGCUGACGUGACCCUUGACCCCAUGACCAACCACUCAUGGCUUCAGCUCUCCGACGACCACCGAAAGGUCCAGGAGGGCAUAUCCGAGUCCAACCUGCCCUUUAGUCCCCAGCGCUUUGACGCCUGGCCUGGCGUGUUGGGCUGGGAGGGAUACGCCUCUGGACGCCACUACUGGGAGGUUGAAAUAGCCAACAACGGCUACUGGCGGGUGGGCCUGACCACGGCGGGCGCCAAACGCCACGGCCGCUUCCCCAUGAGCCCCCAGAUGGGCUAUUGGACCCUGUGGCGCAGCACCCACCAAUUCUACGCCUGCACCAAGCCUGAGACGCCCCUGCCCCUGGGUCUGGUGGCCCGCCGGUUGGGGAUCUAUCUAGACUAUGAGGAAGGACAGAUCUCCUUCUACAACGCAGCAACCAAGUCACACAUCUAUACAUUUACAGACAACUUCAAGGAGAAGCUGUACCCGGUGUUUUCCCCACUGGACGGGCGCACACUCAUCACCGUCAUCUCGCCGCAUAAGGUCUCUACGUUUUGAAGACAUCAGGUUCCUUUGGUUCGUAGGUUCUCCCCAAACAUCAGCUCUGUUGUUAGCUUAUUUUCCUUUGACUUUCAAUCACUGUCUGAUUUGGACUUGAAAAACCAGGUGUGUCAUCAUGUGCCUCUACGCGCAAGUGUAUGUAUGUGUGUGUGUAAUGAGCAGCUUGCUCCAGUGACAUUCUGUCCGAACUGCACCGUCUGCAGAAACUUACUUCAACAACUUUCUCCCUCAAGGGUUUUCUCCUAAAUCAUUACUUUCCCUCCUUUAUCCUCUCUCUCUCUCUCUCUCUCUCUCUCGCUCUCUCUUUCUCUCGCUCUCUCUCUCUCUCUUUGUCUUUCUCUUUCUCUCUCUCUCUCUCUCUCUUCCCCCGCCCCCUUUUCCUCUUCUCCAGCAUCAAACUAACUGUCCGGCUAAUCAAUAACAUGAAUUAAUCAAGGAAGUGCCAAGAAGAAGAGAAAACAUUAGGAGAAGCAGUUGACACUGACCAUCACAGACUUGGGUUGAGCUUGGGCCCCGUUCCCACAUCAAUCCCUAGCCUUGGCCUAGACACUUCUGGACGGCCCCUUAUAGAUCUGAAAUAACUAAAUGGAUAGAAUCAAAAAGGAAGGCACUUCACACUCUAAUAAAACGUGUGUCUGUUAACACGCACAUUUGACAAGUUAGAUUUAAACAUCAAAUAUUUGAACAGCCCCACGUUUUUAUAACCUUUUUGUAAAAUACUGUAUGUAUAUAAAUUGCAUUAUGACAAUAAAACAGCUAGCUAAAUGGAAGAUGGAAAAUGUACAAUGAGGAGAACUAGUUAUUUUAAAUCCAGUGAUGUAAAGUACUUAAGUAAAAAUACUUUAAAGUAUUCAAGUUGUUUUUUGGGGUAUCUGUAC